Messenger RNA from Phalacrocorax carbo (great cormorant), 2366 nucleotides. Lineage: Eukaryota; Metazoa; Chordata; Aves; Suliformes; Phalacrocoracidae. The record is from RefSeq and is a predicted model, not a curated record.
ACUUUGGUAACUAAGAGGGUUUGGGGGAAAACUCUGGGAUCCUGGUGACAGGGGUUCUUCUGCUGAGUACCAGAGCCUGAGUGCACCUGGACAAAAAAGGCAGCAAAAAGCAGCAGCGCUAAUACUGAUGGCAGGUUCUCUCCCCAAAGAGGAAACCCCCUGUAUCUCAUGAGAUUUCCCCAUGAGUCUGUUGUCUGUUGUUUCCUUCCUGUGGUUGCAAGUCUCGUAGUCAGCUACAGGUGCCUGGGCUCAGAGACAGCGAGUGGGGCUGAGAUUUCAGUCCUGCUUGGGGACUUCAUGGUAGCAUGACCCUGCAGUUACUGGCUCCAAGCUUUCUCCUGGUGUUUGUAUCUCUGCUGGCAGCACAGGGCCAGGAAGAACCUGAUCCCAAGGUCCAAGCAGAGACUUCAGAAACAGAAACCUGCCAAAGGCCCUGGUGGGACUCAAGACUCCGGCUGGCACCAGACCAGGAGAAUUACAAGAAGGAUGAAGAAGUGAUGCUGAGCUGCCCUGAGGGUUUCCAGCCGUCCUUCACCCACAUCAAAUGUUCAAGUGAAGUCCAUUCCAUCAGCUAUGGGAAACCCAUAUACAGGGAAGUUUGGCGUAGAAGGGACAGCAGCGGCAGAUGGAUCCGCAUUCAGUCCGACAUGAGGUGCAUGGAGGUCCUCCAGGUCCUCCCUGAGACCCUGGAGAUUUCCAGCACCACCAUCAAACUGAACUGGACGUGCAGGCUCCCUGACACCUGCCAGCGCAUGCGGGCCACGUGCCGUCUGGCAGGGCCUUCCUCCCCUCCCUGUGAGGCUGAGGAGGUGAAGGGAGAGGAGAUGCUACAUGGCCAGGAGGGAACAUUCACCUGCCCGCCUCUGCAGCCCUUCACUGUCUACAGUGUCACCAUCUCCCUGCCACCCAGCACGGUCCUUUUCACAUGGUUGGUCAGGACAAAGGAAACAGUGCCCGACAAACCAGAGAAGCUGUGGCUGGAUCCCAGCACGGGUUCCCUCCGGUGGCAGGCGCUGCCCUCCUGCAAAGGGGAGAUCAUUGGAUACCAGCUGAACAUCACGACGAGGAGCACACGGGACGGCCGCUUCCUGGAGAUGGAGCGGCUGCGGCUGAGCGGCUCCGUCACGGAGCACCCGCUGCCUGAGCACAGCCCCGGCAGCAGCUACGUGGUGACGAUGCAGGGACUCACGGCUGCCGGAGCUGGGGCUGCAUCGCUGUGGGAGUUUCAGACCAAGAGUUCAGACACCCCACACCCUCUCGACACCAGCUGUCGCAGUGUCCGCGACAUCUCCCCAUCUCAAGGGACAGCCGUGCUUCCCCUCCGCCCCAUUGCCCGACCCUCCCAGGCGGCGAGGGAGCACCAGCUCAUCGUGGCUGCGACGCACAACGGCACAGCGGUAGAAGGCGCCUGCCUGGGGGAUCCGCAGUCCUUCAACGCCAGCCUGCAGCCUGACACCUACACGGCCGCCGUGCUCAACCUCACCGCCCCCACAGACUUUGUGCUGGGUGACGGGACCCAUGGGGAGGGUUACCACAAUGCUGCCCUCCAGCCGGGCUCCAACUACACGGCCCUUCUCCGCCUCGUCCACCGCUCACAGCAGGCAGAGAAGUUCACCUGUGUGUGCUACAGCUUCUCUCUUGUUUCAGGGCAGCCUCCGGGCCCAUGGCGUGGGACUGUCGUUGGUGUUUUUGUGCUGUUGGUGCUCCUCCUCCUUUCUGCAGGGAUCCUGUGGUUCGUGCUUUCCAGGAGAAGGAAGUCUUUCCCCAGCAAUGCCAAGGAGGUUAAUUAAAAAGGUAAAGGUGGCCAGGAUGGAGAUCAGUCACUGCAGCCCCUGCCCAGGAUCACAGGAGACAUUCAGAGCAGUGAAGGAGUGGAGAAGAUGGGGAGGAUGACCCCAGCUCAGUGCCGAUGGCUGCCAGGCUCCUGGCUGUCCUGUAACUGUGACCAGCCCUGAAGGUCCCAUCCAACUCAGGAGAGCAAGAGGAAAACAGGAGGCCAAGAGGGUUGUGAGCUUUUUCUUUCCUCACACCCUUCACCUCCUAGCUUGUGCUUACUGCUGUUUUGAGGCCUUUGAAUGUGACUUUCUGUAGUUCCUUUUUUUAGACUUUGAUUUUGUUUCUGCUUUUCUGGAAGCAGGAACUGUACACCAGAUUUCCCAGUCCCUGACUCACAUGGGCUCAGGCUGAGGGACGGUCCAUGCUCCCACCAUACCCUGGGUUCCCAGCUCCUCUUCCCACUCCAUCUGCUGAUAUUCAGCCAAACCUAGGGCUCUGCUAGAGUUUGGCUUGACUGGGCUGCCUUUGUGGCUCUGCCUGGACAACAAAUAAAGGCUUGUGGUUUGGAAGGGGCUGCCUGGCCCACUACA